Chinchilla lanigera (long-tailed chinchilla) is the source of this 2808-nucleotide messenger RNA. It is a transcript of the gene Tnfrsf4, whose product is annotated as tumor necrosis factor receptor superfamily, member 4. Bases 1797 to 2648 code for a protein of 283 amino acids. Gene Ontology annotation, biological process: inflammatory response. Lineage: Eukaryota; Metazoa; Chordata; Mammalia; Rodentia; Chinchillidae. The transcript has 7 exons. Gene Ontology annotation, molecular function: protein binding; tumor necrosis factor receptor activity. The record is from RefSeq and is a predicted model, not a curated record.
UGAUUCUUCCAGAGAUAGAAGUGACGCUGGGAUCCGAUGGCCUUGGCUGGUCCAUCUGAGGCCUGUAGGGGACAGAAGGGGACCACACAGGGUGAGAGAGGCUCCUGCCAACUCCAGCAGAGUAGGAUUUGGGGUUAGCACAGGCCUGGGCUGCUGUCUUAGUAGAGGGUCCAGCCAGAGUUGUACACCCACACAAGGCACUGUGCUGUGUGCCAGGCACCAUCCCUUGACGGGUGGCGGCCACCUCCACCCUCACAAUUCUGUCCUCAGCUGCAGUGUGGCCCUGCCCUGCCCAUGGGCGGUUGCUGUGCAGCAUGAGGGGAGCUGCCUGCUCUGGAGCUGUGUUGGCACCUGGGCUGGUUUCCAGACAAGGCUUCAGAGCCCAGGCUGGGUGCAGUGGUGGGAAGGCAGUGCCCGCACCUGGGGUGUAGGCUGCCCUGCCAGCCACUGCUGCCAGCUCCUCUGCUUGGCUGUGGCCUUGGGCCAGGAGGUUCAUGGCUGUUGGGUUUCUUGGGAAGGUUGACAACCCAGGGUGCAGCCUGCCCCGUCCUUCAGAGGCUGUUUACCUCUGACUGGUACCUGAGGGGCAGCAGUUUGUGGGGCUGUAUGAGCCUUCCGUGAUCCAGCUGUGCUGAAGGAAAUCAUGGGGCUUUUCCCUGCUCCCUGGUACUCUGUCUUCCCAGAGAUGUGGGGGCCCUGGGUGGAUACACCAGGGUCACACAGGAGGGGCCCGUGCCCCCCACAAACCCUUGGAGGGUGGGUUAUGGUGCAGUACAGGUUGUGGGCAGAUGUCCUGUGGGCAGAUGCGCAGUGCCAAGGGCAGCAGGAACCAGAGUGGCAGCCAGGGAAGGAGGGAGUGCCUUGGGGUGGGGGCUGCAUACCAGGACCCCAGGCCCCAGAAGGACCCUUCGGCAGAAGGUUUCUCUCCAUUGUGUGGGUGGAUGGUGGGGUAUGAAAGCUGAGUGGCCCUUCCUUGACGGCCUGUGGGAUGGGAUUGGUGUGCACUGCUGUGUGGCUUCUGCCCAUCUGGGGCUUGGAGAGAGUACCUCCACGGUGGCCCCUCUGCCCAGCAAUGGCCUCUCCACCCCCUGCCAGCAUGGCACAUUUGGGAAUUUCACCUAGGUAGUCCAGGGCCUCUGCUCUCACCUGUGUCCCUGGGGGUGGGGGAUUUCCAGCCUCUCCUUCUGCUCAUCCUGGGAGGGGGGCUGGGGUCCCUGUGGCAUUUGUUGCCAUUAACUUGGGGAUAGAUGAUCUCAUCAGGGCACAAUUUAACAGGCACAAAGGAGACAGAGGCCCCCCAGCCGCCUCUGGCUCUGGGUUCCUUUAGGGCAGCAUGAUAUCAGGGUCUGCAUAUAAGAAAGUGUGAGGAUGUAUGUGUCCCUCUGCCUGCACAGGAAAGGUGUGUACAUGGGUGCCUGUGCACCCCCCAUAUUUGCCAAGUGGUUGUGAGACUAUCCAGGGCCAUGCCAAGAACAGAAAUGCCCAGGGGGUCCAUCUUUCUGUUCCUGCAGGAGUUUGCUAAACCAAGCUGUUUUAGCAGUGGCCUUGGCAUGACCCUCUUCCCUGGGUUGCUGGGGGCCAGAGUUUUCCAGGAGACAGCGUGGCCAUUGAGGGGACGCACAUGUCCCUGUCCCAGCAUGGGUCUGUGUGUAGGGGACAGGGACACACGUUCACACACUAGCACAGCCUGAGCAUGCUCACGCAUCUUCCUCCCGGCCCUCCCCGCCCUUCCCCCAGAGCCCUUAUAGCCACAUCCUGCAAGGAAAAACCCCAGACUCCUGUGAACGCGGCUGAGGAUGUGCGUGGGGGCCUGUGCCCUCCUGCUUCUGGGGCUGGUGCUUAGCGCCAGGGCUGGGCACAACUGUGUCGGGGACACCUACUAUAACGGCCACAUGUGCUGUCAUGACUGCCAACCAGGUAACAGGAUGGUGAGGCGCUGCAAAGGUACGAUGGACAGUGUGUGCCGCCCAUGUAACCCUGGUUUCUACAAUGAAGCUGUCAACUAUGAGGACUGCAAGCCAUGCACAUACUGCAACCGGAAAAGCGGGAGUGAAGUGAAGCAGAAUUGCACAGCCACGCAGGACACUGUCUGCCACUGCAGGCCUGGCACCCAGCCCCUGGAUGGCUUCAAGCAUGGAGUCGACUGCACGCCAUGCCUUCCUGGCUAUUUCUCCCUGGGCAGCAAUCAGGCCUGUAGGCCAUGGACUGACUGUGCCUCGGCUGGGAAACAGACCCUGAAGCAAGGCAGCAGCAGUUCGGGUGCCAUCUGUGAGGACAGGAGUCCCCUGGCCACUCUGCUGUGGGAGACCCACGGUCCCACAGCUAGGCCCACCAAGGCCAGGCCCACCAUGAGCCAGCCCACCAUGGCCCAGCCCACCAUGUCCAAGCCCACUGCAGCCUGGCCCAGGACUUCUCAGGGACCCUUCAUGCCACCCUCAGAGGCCCCCAGGGGCCUGGUGCUGGCUGCCAUCCUGGGUCUGGGUCUGGGCCUGGGCCUGCUGGUUCCCAUGGCUGUACUACUAGUCCUUUACCUCUACCAAAAGACCUGGAUGCCACCUGGUGCCCCUAAACCCCCUGGGGGAAAAAGCUUCCGGAAGCCCAUCCAAGAAGAGCAGGCUGACGUAUACUCUACCCUGGCCAAGAUCUGAGCAGUGUGGGGGGCUUUGUGGGCAAGGUGACCCAGGAGCAGGCCGACCGCCUGCAUCCUCUGCGCCGUUCUAGGCGCUGGGCUGGCUCUGGGUGUUUCUAUGUAUGUUGUGCAUACUACCUGCCCAGAUGGUGCUCCAAUAAACGUGCUGGCAACCUCAA